Molecule: messenger RNA, 1899 nt
Organism: Eimeria mitis
Lineage: Eukaryota; Apicomplexa; Conoidasida; Eucoccidiorida; Eimeriidae
Product: kelch motif domain-containing protein, putative
Exons: 12
Coding region: 1-1899 (632 amino acids)
Molecular function (GO): protein binding
Source: RefSeq, a predicted model, not a curated record
AUGCGGGCUUUAAGAAACCAGUCGUUUGAGGAUGGCUCCUCCAAAGGACAACACCAAGAAGGCGCAACAGAAAGCUGCCCGAAGGGAACUCCAACAGAAAAAGGCCGCUGCGAAGGAGCAGAAAAAGAAGCAAAAGAAAGCGGUGACUUCUUGCUUUUUGGGGGGGAAAGUUAUGACGGCAAGAAGGUCCGUGUAUAUGGAGAUCUUUUCAAGUGGGAUAUGGACAAGGCAGAAUGGCGUCGCCUUGACGCGCCCGAAAUGCCGAAAGCCCGGUGCUCUCACCAAGCCGUAUACCACAAAUGGAGGAAGAUCGAGUUCCCACCGCAUAGUCACAUUCCAGAGGCUCGGGGCGGAUGCGUCUUUGUCGUCGUUGGAGAUGUUAUCCUGCUCCAUGGUGGCUUUGCAAAGAUCAGGGAUACGAACAAACGUGUUCAGGGCAAGAUAUUCACGGAUUCUUGGCUUUUGGACUUGAAACCACUGGCUAAAGGAGCACUAACGCAGAUCCCUACGUGGGAGAAAAUCAAGAAUAGCGGUACUCCGCCAUCACCAAGAACGGGAAUGUGCGCAACGGCGUACAAGUCCACCGUUAUUGUUUUCGGCGGCGUCGCGGACCAAGAUGAUGGAGGGACAAAUCUAUCGUCCGUUUUCUUCAACGACAUGUAUUCAUUUGACGCCACGAAGAGGCGUUGGUACCGCCUUGAGCUUAAGACUGGAAAAAAGGGGGGAUCAAGGAAGCGUACUCCCAAGCAGGUUGAACACGACGUUGGUCAUUUACAUCUGGGUGAAGAGGAACGUACCUGCAAAAGUGAAACCAGCGAAGAAUCUUCUGAUGAUGAAGAAAACUGGCAAAACACGUUUGCUUACUUUGACACGAAAGGCCGGUUGGUUAAGCUACGGCUAGAGGAUCUGCCAGAGGUUAAUCGAGCCUCGGCGACGCGUUCAGAUGCUACCCUCCGACAGAGCUCACCAGGAUGCCCCAAUAAACCCGACGGAGCUUUAUCUAAUCACGGCAGCGAGAGCAGCACUUACACAAGCAGGGCAGCGUGUGAUGGGCCUAAGGACCGUACACCUAGUGGUACCUUGGCGCCAACUAAGCCCCCUGAGCCCACUGAACCUGACAGGGGGGCUCAGCACACAGACAACAAAAUUGCUGAAGCACCACAGAGCGCGGCCUUAGCUGGGCCUUUUGAAGUUUCGAAGACCCCUUCGCUGUUUUCAGCUGAUGUACCCCUUCCGCGACUUCAUGGAAUGAUUUGUGUGAGGGGUUCCAGCUUGGUUUUGAUGGGGGGCUUAAUGGAGCUGGGGAGUAAGGAAAUAACCCUAGAUGACUGCUGGAGCCUUAACAUGAAUAAGAGAGACCGCUGGGUCCGUGUACUGGAGGGCACGAUGCAUGAACAAGAGUGGCAAGGAGCAGAAAGCGAAGCUGAGAGCAGCGGUGGAAGCGACAGCGGGGAUGAUAGCAGCAACAGUGAUCCAGGAAGCUCCGAAAGUGAUGAAGACGACGAUGAAGUGUCAAGUUCCGAUGAAGAAGGACCAAAACAUGUAACCAACAAAGAACGGAAACGGUAUCGUGUCAGGGAAGAGAUGCAGCAACUGCGGGAACGGUACGGCCUUGACGAUCCGAUGGAAACCCCUGCGGAAGGCGAGUCUCUGCGUGACUUUUUUGAACGGACCAAAGAAUAUUGGGUCCAAAAAGCACGUGCUGGAGGAUGCAGUGCGAAGAACAACAAGGAGAUGACGCGGGAAGCUUUUGAGGCGGCUUCCGCUCGCGUCUCGGCUAUCCGAGAAGCACUCCGCCGAAUGGAUGAGCUGCAGCGUUUAGAUGGUGACCAAUCCGAAGAGCGCGAAUCUCGCCCACAUGGCAACCCGAAGGCGUCCACAGCGAGGAAUCUCACUUAG